This is a messenger RNA of Capra hircus (goat), 2754 nucleotides long. Its product is annotated as zinc finger protein 226. Lineage: Eukaryota; Metazoa; Chordata; Mammalia; Artiodactyla; Bovidae. Gene Ontology annotation, cellular component: nucleus. Bases 372 to 2717 code for a protein of 781 amino acids. Gene Ontology annotation, molecular function: recombination hotspot binding; histone H3K36 methyltransferase activity; histone H3K4 methyltransferase activity. The transcript has 4 exons. The record is from RefSeq and is a predicted model, not a curated record. Gene Ontology annotation, biological process: positive regulation of reciprocal meiotic recombination; regulation of DNA-templated transcription.
ACCUUCGCGGGAAGUGUAGUCCAAGAGGGCGGUAGUGCGGAGGGCCCACACGCACUCCCUUUGCAUUCUGGAACGGGUAGUCCAAAGCUCCGUGUAGGCUCGUCUACUGCAGCUACAGUAAGGCUGGACUGCGACUGUCUCCCCGCGGAAUUCUGGGAAGUGUAGUCCAGGAGCUCCGGGUAGUCGUAGGCCCUUCGGCCCCAGGAGGACGAGGUAGCAGCCAUCUUUCGCUUGAUGAUGGUGUUUCAGGUCCGCUUUUCACGAUCCAUUCAAACUUCCCCGAAAUGCGCUCGGGGCCAGCAUCUCCUGACCUUUCAUUUGGAGAGAAAGCGAAGCAGCGGCUAGAAGCAGAGGUCUGACGGCCAAGGGUGAUGAUGAUUCUGCACUUCCCUGGAAGGAGACAGAAGAUGAACAUGUUCAUGGAGGCAGUGACCUUCAAGGACGUGGCUGUGGCCUUCACAGAGGAGGAGCUGGGGUUACUGGACUCAGCCCAGAGAAAGCUGUACCAGGAUGUGAUGGUGGAGAACUUCCGGAACCUGGUCUCAGUAGAAGAAAACAAUCAAAGUGAGUUGAGGGCCGUUGAAGAGAGAGGAUUACAUGAAGAGCUUUCCUGCUGGCAAAUCUGGCAACAGAUUGCGAAUGACUUAACCAGAUGUCAAGACUCUGUGAUAAAUAGUUGUCAGUUCCACAAACAAGGUCAUUCCCUGCACCAGGUUGGGGCAGGACUAUCUAUUCAGAUUUCUGAAGAUGAGAACUAUAUAUUAAAUGAGAAAGCAGGUGAUCCUGGUGAUACUGGAAAUCCAAGGUUUGCAUCUUUGAGAACCCUCGAUUCUUGGAGAAAAAGUUCCUUGACUGAGUCACAGAACUAUCAGAAUAGAUACCAGGAAAGUUCCACGCAAAGUAAACUGUGUCGGUGUGAAGAGGAUGUUGACGGUGUUGGUCGGAUUUCAUGCCACCUUGGUGAUCGAGGAGUACACAAGAAUGAAAAGUCUUACUGCCACAGUGAUGAUAGAAAAGACAGCACGAAGGUUUCCACAUUGGAUCAGAAUAGUAUGAUUCACACAGGACAAAAGCCGCACCAAUGUGAUGAAUGUAAAAGAACCUUUACCAGCCUUUCUACCUUUGAUCUUCACCAGCAGUUACACUCAAAAGAGACAUCUCACGUGUGCAAUGAGUGUGGAAAAGGCUUCCGUUAUAGCUCAGUUCUUCAUAUUCAUCAGAGAGUGCACAUAGGAGAAAAAUGCAGUGUGUGUGAUGAGUGUGGAAAGGAAUUCCGUCAGAGCUCACAACUGCAAACUCAUCAGAAAGUCCACAGCAUAAAGAAACCGUUCACAUGUGAGGAAUGUGGGAAAGGCUUCAGUCGUCAGUCAGCACUUACUGUUCAUUGUAAAGUCCACACGGGAGAGAAACCUUACAGUUGUGAGGAGUGUGGCAGAGCCUUCAGUCAGGCCUCCCACCUUCAGGACCAUCAGAGAGUCCACACUGGGGAGAAACCAUUCAUAUGUGAUGCAUGUGGUAAGAGCUUCAGUCGGAAUUCACACCUUCAGUCCCACCAGAGAGUCCAUACAGGAGAGAAACCGUACAAAUGUGAGGAGUGUGGGAAGGGCUUCAUUUGUAGCUCAAAUCUGUACAUUCACCAGAGAGUCCACACAGGAGAAAAACCCUACAAAUGUGAGGAAUGUGGGAAAGGCUUUAGUCGGCCUUCAAGUCUUCAGGCCCAUCAGGGAAUCCACACUGGAGAGAAGUCAUAUGUAUGUAAUGUGUGUGGUAAAGGCUUUACUCUGAGUUCAAACCUUCAGGCACAUCAGAGAGUCCACACAGGGGAGAAACCAUACAAAUGUGAGGAGUGCGGGAAGAACUUCAGGAGGAACUCCCAUUAUCAAGUUCAUCUGGUCGUCCACACAGGAGAAAAACCCUAUAAAUGUGAAGUGUGUGGGAAGGGCUUCAGUCAGAGUUCGUAUCUUCAAAUCCAUCAGAAGGCCCAUAGCGUAGAGAAACCCUACAAAUGUGAAGAGUGUGGGCAGGGCUUCAAUCAGAGUUCACGACUUCAGAUCCACCAGCUGAUCCAUACUGGUGAGAAACCAUAUAAAUGCGAAGAGUGUGGGAAGGGAUUCAGUCGUAGAGCAGAUCUUAAAAUUCACUGCAGAAUCCACACUGGAGAGAAACCAUACAAUUGUGAGGAGUGUGGAAAAGUCUUCAGGCAGGCCUCAAAUCUCCUGGCCCAUCAGAGAGUCCACAGUGGAGAAAAGCCAUUCAAAUGUGAAGAAUGUGGCAAGAGCUUUGGUCGGAGUUCACACCUUCAAGCCCACCAAAAAGUCCACACUGGAGAGAAGCCAUACAAAUGUGGGGAGUGUGGGAAGGGCUUCAAGUGGAGCCUGAACCUCGACAUGCAUCAGAGGGUCCACACAGGAGAGAAACCAUAUAAGUGUGGGGAGUGUGGGAAGCGCUUCAGUCAGGCCUCAAGUCUUCAGCUUCAUCAGAGUGUCCACACUGGAGAGAAGCCCUACAGAUGUGACGUGUGUGGUAAAGUCUUCAGUCGGUCUUCACAGCUUCAGUCUCAUCAGAGAGUCCACACAGGGGAGAAACCUUACAAGUGUGAGAUGUGUGGUAAGAGCUUCAGUUGGCGCUCCAAUCUAACAAUUCAUCAAAGAAUCCAUGCUGCUGAUAAAUCCUAUAAAAGUCAUAGGGGUGGUAAGACCAUCAGAGAUUCAACUUAGGAGAAAAGUUCUAUAAAGUGAUUUUUUUAAAACUCAA